AACAAGUGAACAUUUGGAUUUGCAUGCCAAAGUGAAACAGUGUCUGUUUGUUUGUUUUUUUUUAUAAAAAAACGUUUUAUAAAAACAAAAUGCAUGGAUUAAAUUGUUUGAUUUUCGCCAUUUUGGCGAAGUUUAGCUUUUCUCAUGUUACAUUUCCAAAUGUUCUUGAAACAGAUAUAAAGAAUUUACGUUCUAAGAGGGAAGCGCCAGGAUCUGCCCCAAGAAAUGUGAGAGCCCGACCUCAUAGUCUUCAAACUAUACGCAUAGACUGGGAUGAGCCCGAGAUAUCAAAUGGAGUUAUUCAGGGAUAUAAAGUAUUUUAUACAACUAACCCAGACCUACCAAUUGUGCUGUGGAUGAACCAAGAGGUAGCUGGAGAGAAUAAGAUGACUACUGUUAGUGGUUUGAUACCCAACAGCACCUACACAAUAUGUUUGCUGGCCUUCUCAAGCAUUGGUCAAGGUCCAUUGUCCGUUCCGGUAAAAGUGAUGACUAGGAAAGAAGACAUUGAUGGUUCGUUCAAAGGAAACAACACAGAGAAUGGCAUCAACUUAUGCACAGAAUCAAAAUACAAAAAAUACAAAAAAAUGGCAGUCGCGGUAUGUAAUGAUAAUCUUCCUCGUCAUGUUGUACAGAUAAAAUUCGACUAUUUCGAUGUGGAAAACUCAGAUUACUGUAUCUUUGAUUCGGUGAAUCUUUUGCUUUCGACAGAAGACAGAGAAGAGACAUCUUUUCUUAACGGACAAUCUUGCGGAAAAAAUAAACAUAGGCAAACGUUCAUCACAAGGGGCAACUCACUUCGCCUAGAACUUAAAACAGAUGAAUCAUUAGCCCUUAAGAAUUUUCAGGCAAAGAUUACAUUUGUACCAGAUACAGAAUGUAUAUGCAAAGACAAAAUGGAAUGCAUUCAGGACAACACUGAAAAAUGUAUUCGAGGAACAUAUUGUGAUAUAAAUAUAUGCCAAAAUGGCGGAACAUGUAUAAAGAAUCGUUCUACGGAGAAAUGUUACUGUCCUAAAGAUUUCAAAGGAGACGACUGUUCACAAAGAGAUGGUGAAUUUCUGGUGAGAUUCAUUAGUGCACCCGUGGACCGAACGAUAAAGAGGGGUGAAAGUCACGUAGAAGAAUGUAAAGUUGAAGUGCCAUAUGGAGAGCAGGUAGAAUAUAAUUGGUCAAUAAAAGGAAGAUUGAUAGAGCCGUACAAUGACAAGACAGGAUUUGGAACUCAUCCAGGUGGAGUAUUACAGAUUGAUGAGUUUUCGGACGCAUUGGUGGGACAAUAUUCAUGUUUUGCGACAAGCUCUGGUGGAUCAGCGGAACACACGUUUGAGUAUAGGAUUGCAGAGGAUUGUAACGUCAAAAUAUUCCCUGGACCUCAGGCAGAGAACAAAAAGAUAAAUGAAAUGGCUUUACUUAUAUGCCACGUGGACCAUCGGGCCAAAGCAGUUAGAUGGAAGAAAGAUGGAGUUUACAUUGAUUAUGACAAGGAUGAUAGAAUCAAGAAAAUGGCUAAUAACUACUUACGUAUAUUAAACGUUGGAAUGAAAGACGCGGGAGUUUACCAGUGCGAGGCCGAAGACGAAAACGGUUGCUAUAGUUAUAAGGAAGGCAAACUUCAGGUGGUAGACGUAAAGUCUUUCCGUUCGUAUUGCGGUAUAUCCAUUCAUGAAGAGGCUAUAAUUUCAUCAAGAAUAUCAAAGGGAUCAGAGGUACACCAUGGAAUAUAUCCAUGGCAUGUUACGUUUAGAACUACAGGGGAGGCAAUAUAUAGGAAACAAGCAUAUUGUGGUGGUACCUUGAUAUCCCAGCGAUACGUCAUAACUGCUGCUAGCUGUAUCAUCGACUUUAAUGCAGCAUUUCGUGUUCCUUUUUCGGCAGAAAAUGUGGAAAUUUUAAUGGGCACAACAGAUUGUACAGGAACUCAGAAUGAUGGGAUAAGAAGAACAGUACAAAGUUUCACGAUUCAUCCAGAUUACGAAGACAGAGGAGUUUAUGAUAAUGACAUAGCAUUGAUAGAACUGGACAGUCCGGUUGAAUACAACGAUAAUAUACGUCCUAUAUGUGUUGAACCGGCGGAAUACAAUGACAGGGUGUUUCUAGGUGGCUCCUUUGGUCGCGUGUUUGGGAAAGUCGCUGGCUGCGGUGCAAUAACGUCAAGAGGCAGAUUGAUGCCGAAGAGACUGAGGGAUGUAUAUAUUCCGUAUGUGGACAGAGAAACGUGUCUUGAAUCAAUGGGCAACAAUCGCAAUAGACUCACUGACACAAUGUUUUGUGCGGGGAGAAAUGUAAGUAUUAUAGAUUUGCAAGACUUGGUUUCAUAACAUCGAACAUUCUCUUACGUUGAGAACUUCUGUUUUGCUUUGAAUAAUUAGAAUUGUUAGACAAUAGAUGGAACAGGGUAAAGUGUGUAUAAGACACAUUCUGUUUUUAAUCUGAUAGCCUAGUAAUGUUUAACAUUAAUUAUAUUCAUUUCUCAAAUCACUCAUUAACAUUUUGGAUAAAUAAAAUACACACGCGCAAACAAAAAAUAACGAUUUAAUCUGGCAUAUGAACCAAAAUUUGUCGAUAUUUUCU
This is a messenger RNA of Ruditapes philippinarum (Manila clam), 2574 nucleotides long. RefSeq lists its product as uncharacterized. The record is from RefSeq and is a predicted model, not a curated record. Gene Ontology annotation, molecular function: protein binding; serine-type endopeptidase activity. The coding region runs from base 90 to 2321 and encodes 743 amino acids. Gene Ontology annotation, biological process: proteolysis. The transcript is spliced from 16 exons. Lineage: Eukaryota; Metazoa; Mollusca; Bivalvia; Venerida; Veneridae.